Molecule: messenger RNA, 1687 nt
Organism: Copidosoma floridanum
Lineage: Eukaryota; Metazoa; Arthropoda; Insecta; Hymenoptera; Encyrtidae
Biological process (GO): G protein-coupled receptor signaling pathway; cellular response to hormone stimulus
Cellular component (GO): plasma membrane
Molecular function (GO): peptide binding; G protein-coupled receptor activity
Source: RefSeq, a predicted model, not a curated record
UAAGGUCGAGCCGUAGCGAUGAUAGGGGCCAACUUGCGCUUCGGCAUCGGGGCAUCGGGCAAUGUCACGUCAAACACGACCAAGGUAUUCCAGUGCCAUCCAGGCGGCGUCGCGGAGGCAACGGUGAUUUUUAGCCUCGGCACCAUGGGGAUGGGCGCCAACAUCAUGCUCAUGGCUCUUAUACUCGGCAAAAAAUCUCUGCGCAGGUGGUCGCAAGGCUUGCUGUUUCACCAAGCGCUGGUGGAUUGCGCGAGAGCGGCUAUACUCUUGCCUCUGGGCUCAAGCAUACUCAACUGUCAGCCGGUCAAUAAGUGCUCGCUUGUCGAGACGGCCUUCCUCCUACUCGUCACUGUUUCGACCGUCAAUAUGCUGACCACUGUAUUGAACGACAGCCCCGUGUUUGUCGAGGACAAUGACGAGGACAGCGAUAUUGCUGCGCCUAUUCUUAUGGACUCGCCACAGUGCGUGAUUUUCGGCACGUUCAUGAUCUGGUUCGCGAGCAUCACGAUAAACCUGGGCCCGACCUUCCUGAGCGGUGCGCUGGCAGCCAACACCGAGUCCGGCUACAACGCGCCGAGCUGUCCCCUCGUCCAUGGGCCCUUCCGCCACUACAUACUCAAUCUUCUCUGGAUCUUCAUCAACAUCAUCUGCGUUGCGCUCACGCUCUUUCACCUCAGGAAGCUACACAGGGACCUGACCAAGCCAAACGUCGAGGCAGUGCGAGUGACUGGCCUCGUGACUACACUGGUCAACGUGACGGGUGGCCACGGGGGUGGUGUAGGCAGUCAUCCUGGAGGCACUAACCCUCACAGCGAGCACGGCUCGGCGGUCGAUCUUAGAAGGAGCAGCGGUACACCCAAGAGGAUAGGCGCGCUGGAGGAGCACCGCAAGAUGAGGAACUACCUGCGGCGAAUAGAGCGCGACGGUGUCCAGCGAGUGAAGAUGUUUCUCGUCAUCACCGCGGCUUACGUCAUAUUCUGGGGUCCUCUGUUCUUCGUGACGCUUGUGCAGCACCCGGCCAUCGGUAAUCCUACAGGAUACGAGGUGACGCUGCACAUCGCCUACGUGCACGCAUUCGUGAACCCAACGCUCUUCCUGACCCUCCACCGAGGCCUGCGCCAAGGGAUGACGGACGUCUGUUGCGGCUGCUGCGAGAGCUUCGCCCGCUGGAUCCUGGGCGCGACGGCACCCCCGGCCAGUCCGAUGCUGCACCGGCACCCACCCCCACACUACGAAUCGGCGCUCAGGGCCGCCUCGACCCCGGAACUCCUGCCCCACAUAGGCUCGGGUUGGACUCCGAUGACCCCGAGCAGGAUCCACCAGACGGCUCACGCGGGCAGUGCCUGCGACCUCAGCGACGUGGCCAUGCUCAAGGCGCCCUUACCCCCACAGCCGAAGCACCAUCACAUGAGCGAGGUGCCAGACCCCUGGAGUCUACCCUCGUCCCGACCAAAGAGCACACUGAGCCUACACGCCGAGUUAUCACUGAGCAGGCCGAGCUUGCUACUUCCGCCUCCGCCUGAACUGAGCGACCAGCACCUACAGGCGGCGAUCAGCCCGACGAGCAGUGACCCGCAGAGCGAGUGACGUCAGAGGGCCAGCAGCGAGUCAGCCGCCCGCGAUGAAAAUCGACGCCUCAGGCCGGCCCUCGUGCGCGAGGGAUUACUCGAUUUGGUCCAAGCUGGCG